This is a messenger RNA of Colossoma macropomum (tambaqui), 6089 nucleotides long. It is a transcript of the gene cps1, whose product is annotated as carbamoyl-phosphate synthase 1, mitochondrial. Bases 206 to 4669 code for a protein of 1487 amino acids. Gene Ontology annotation, cellular component: cytoplasm; carbamoyl-phosphate synthase complex. Gene Ontology annotation, molecular function: carbamoyl-phosphate synthase (glutamine-hydrolyzing) activity; ATP binding; metal ion binding. The record is from RefSeq and is a predicted model, not a curated record. Lineage: Eukaryota; Metazoa; Chordata; Actinopteri; Characiformes; Serrasalmidae. Gene Ontology annotation, biological process: 'de novo' pyrimidine nucleobase biosynthetic process; L-arginine biosynthetic process; L-glutamine metabolic process. The transcript is spliced from 38 exons.
GGCGGAGCGGUGUGGUCUGGUGCUCGCGCCCUCAGCGUUUGGGGCGACGACGACACGUCACUCAUUCAUUCAGUGAUUUUUUUCUGUUUCUCCGCGCUCGGCGUUUCUUAAACUCGGCUCAGCUCGCCGUGCACCGUCUCUCUCAACGCACGGAGUCCCGCGUGCGAUUAAAGUACUGGAAUUAGCGCGAGAAAACCGGACUAAAAUGCUGAGAGGAGCCGCCGCGCUGCUGAAGCGCCGCUGGCCGCGCGGACCGACGUCACCAUCUCAACGCUUAUUUAGCCUGAAGGCCCAGACGGCACACCUGGUACUCGAGGAUGGCACAGUGAUGAAGGGCUACUCCUUUGGCCAUAGGUGGUCAGCGGCUGGAGAGCUGGUGUUCAACACAGGGCUUGUGGGGUAUCCAGAAGCCCUCACAGAUCCCAGUUACAGAGGUCAGAUCCUCACCCUUACAUACCCCAUUGUGGGCAACUAUGGUGUACCCAACACAGAGGAGCUUGACGAGUUGGGACUGAGAAAGAAUGUGGAGUCUGAUCGCAUUCAGGUGUCGGGACUGCUGGUGCAGGACUAUAGCCAUGACUUCAGCCACUGGAACUCAGUGAAGUCUCUGGCACAGUGGCUGCAAGAAGAGAAGGUGCCAGCUCUAUACGGCAUGGAUACUAGGAUGCUGACUAAGAUCAUCCGAGACAAGGGCACAGUUUUGGGGAAGAUUGAGUUUGAAGGGCAGCCUGUAGAAAUAACUGAUCCAAACAAGAGGAAUCUUGUGGCAGAAGUCUCUACAAAGGAAACCCAAGUGUUCGGUAAAGGCAACCCUAUCAAAGUGGUGGCAGUGGACUGUGGGAUCAAGCACAACAUAAUCAGACUGCUGGUCAAGCGUGGAGCCGAGGUGCACUUGGUACCAUGGAACCAGGACCUCAUGAGUCUGGAUUAUGAUGGUCUGUUCAUCUCUAACGGCCCUGGAGAUCCGUCUCUGGCUAAAACCCUGAUCCAGAAUGUCCGCAAGGUGCUGGAAAGUGAUCGGCCCCAGCCUGUUUUUGGCAUCUGUAUGGGGAACCAGAUCACAGCUUUGGCUACUGGUGCACAGUCUUACAAACUGCCCAUGGGGAACAGAGGCCAGAACCAGCCAGUGCUAAAUGUGAUGACCGGGCAGGCCUUCAUCACGGCUCAGAACCAUGGCUACGGGAUAGACAGCGAGUCUCUGCCUCCAGGCUGGAGUCCACUCUUCAUCAACGCCAAUGAUGGAACCAAUGAGGGCAUCAUGCAUAACACCAAGCCGAUAUUCACUGCGCAGUUCCAUCCAGAGGCAAAGGGAGGCCCCACAGAUACAGAGUUCCUGUUUGAUACCUUCAUGUCCCUGAUAAAGAAGGGGAAAGAUGCAAGCAUUGAGUCUGUGAUGCCGAAGAAGCCUGCAGUUCCACAGAGAGCCCAGGUCUCUAAGGUGUUAGUGCUGGGCUCUGGUGGCCUGUCCAUUGGCCAGGCUGGAGAGUUUGACUAUUCAGGAUCUCAGGCUGUGAAAGCUAUGAAGGAGGAGAACCUGAAGACGGUGCUCAUGAACCCGAACAUUGCUUCAGUGCAGACUAAUGAGGUGGGCACCAAGCAGGCAGACUCGGUCUACUUCCUGCCUGUCACGCCUCAGUUUGUGACAGAGGUGAUCAAAGCCGAGAGGCCCGAUGGCAUCCUGCUCUCAAUGGGGGGACAGACUGCACUCAACUGUGGAGUGGAGCUGUUUCAGAGCGGCGUUCUGCAGAAGUACGGGGUGAAGGUAUUGGGCACACCUGUUGAGUCCAUCAUGGCCACAGAGGACAGACAGCUGUUUGCUGACAAACUGAUGGAGAUUAAUGAGAAGAUCGCCCCUAGUAUCGCAGUGGAGUCGGUGGCAGAUGCUCUGAAGGCAGCAGAUGAAAUUGGCUACCCGGUGAUGUUACGCUCAGCCUAUGCUCUAGGAGGACUGGGCUCAGGUCUCUGUGCUGACAAACAGAAGCUGGAAGAUACAGCACGCAAGGCUCUGGCCAUGAGCAGUCAGAUCCUUGUGGAGAAAUCUUUGUUGGGCUGGAAGGAGGUGGAAUACGAAGUGGUCAGAGACGUAUCUGAUAAUUGUGUCACUGUCUGCAACAUGGAGAACUUUGACCCCUUAGGAAUUCACACAGGUGACUCCAUCGUGGUGGCGCCCAGCCAGACGCUGUCCAAUGAGGAGUACCACAUGCUGCGGGAGACGGCCAUUAAAGUGGUGCGUCACCUGGGCAUUGUGGGUGAGUGCAACAUCCAGUAUGCCCUGCACCCGUCCUCACUGGAGUACUGCAUCAUUGAAGUCAAUGCCCGGCUCUCUAGAAGCUCAGCACUGGCUUCUAAAGCCACAGGGUACCCUCUGGCAUUUGUAGCGGCCAAGCUAGCGCUGGGCAUCCCUCUGCCUGAGAUCAAGAAUGCAGUGUCUGAGAAGACCACUGCCUGCUUUGAGCCCAGUCUGGACUACAUUGUGACUAAGAUCCCUCGCUGGGACCUGGACCGCUUCCAAGGCAUGUCCCGAGAGAUCGGCAGUGCCAUGAAGAGCGUAGGAGAGGUAAUGGCGGUGGGUCGCACCUUCGAGGAGAGCAUCCAAAAGGCACUGCGGAUGUGCCACCCCUCGGUGGACGGCUUUGUGCCGCGGCUGCCCCUGAAGAGAGCCUGGAGUGAGCAGAACGACCUGCGCCAGGAGCUGGCCGUACCCUCCAGCACUCGCAUUUUCUCCCUCGCCAAGGCCCUGCACGACGGAGUCACCGUGGACCAGAUACAUGAACUCACAGCCAUUGAUAAAUGGUUCCUGCACAAACUCAGACGCAUUACAGAGCUGGAACAGCACCUGCGUCAGUACAGCAGCUCCACAGUUCCAGGUGAUGUGCUCCUGAAGGCCAAGCAGGAGGGCUUUUCGGACCGGCAGGUAGGCCAGGCCCUGAGCAGCUCUGAGGGAGAAGUCCGCACCCUGAGGCUGAGCCACAACAUCCGACCAUGGGUCAAACAGAUCGACACGCUUGCUGCAGAGUAUCCUGCCGUCACCAACUAUCUCUACUGUACCUACCACGGCCAGGAGCAUGACUUGGACUUCAGAGACCAGGGUGUGAUGGUGUUGGGCUGUGGUCCUUAUCACAUCGGCAGCAGUGUGGAAUUCGACUGGUGCGCAGUGUCGAGCAUCCGCGCCCUCAGACAGAUGGGGAAGCGUACCGUGGUGGUGAACCAUAACCCAGAGACGGUCAGCACCGACUUUGACGAGUGCGACCGGCUCUACUUCGAGGAGCUAACCCUAGAGCGCAUUCUGGACAUCACCCAGCAGGAGGGCUGCACAGGUUGCAUAGUCUCUGUCGGAGGGCAGAUCCCCAAUAACUUGGCCGUGCCUCUGCACCUAAACGGCGUGAAGAUUCUGGGCACGAGCCCACUGCAGAUCGACCGGGCAGAGGAGCGCUCCGUCUUCUCCACUAUCUUGGAUGAGCUGGGCAUCGCUCAGGCUCCGUGGAGAGCCCUCAACUCCCUGGAAGACGCUUUUGGAUUUGCCAGUAAAGUGGGUUAUCCCUGCCUCUUACGCCCAUCCUAUGUUUUAAGUGGUUCUGCGAUGAACGUGGCCUACGGGGAGGAGGAGAUGAAACGCUUUCUGGAGGAGGCGGCGCAGGUUUCACAGGAGCAUCCUGUGGUCAUCACCAAGUUCAUUCGCGGGGCCAGAGAGGUUGAAGUGGACGCAGUGGCCAAGGCAGGCAAGGUGCUGGUUCAUGCCAUCACAGAGCACGUGGAGGACGCUGGAGUUCAUUCAGGAGACGCCACCCUAAUGCUGCCGACACAGGCCAUCAGCCAAGGAGCUCUGGAAAAGGUGAAGACCGCCACCCGUAAAAUUGCGAAGGCGUUUGAGAUUUCAGGGCCGUUUAACACUCAAUUUCUGGUGAAAGGCAACGAUGUCAUGGUGAUCGAGUGUAACCUGCGCGCCUCACGGUCCUUCCCAUUUGUGUCUAAAACCAUUGGCGUGGACUUCAUUAACGUGGCCACCAGGGUGAUGGUGGGAGAGCCAGUGAACGAGUCCCAGCUGCCCACCCUGGAGAACCCCAUCAUUCCUGUAGACUAUGUUGGCAUCAAGGCGCCGAUGUUUUCCUGGCCACGCCUGAGGGACGCUGACCCUGUCCUGCGCUGUGAGAUGGCCUCCACCGGAGAGGUGGCUUGCUUUGGACCAAACAUCUACUCAGCCUUUUUGAAGGCCAUGCUGUCCACUGGGUUCAAACUCCCUCAGAAGGGAAUCCUCAUAGGUAUCCAGCAUUCAUUCAGGCCAGACUUCCUGUCCACUGCGCACCAGCUUAAGGAGGAGGGAUUUAAACUGUAUGCUACAGAGGCUACCUCGGCCUGGCUGAACGCCAAUGAUGUGCCCACGACCCCAGUCGCGUGGCCCAGCCUCGACGGUAAAGACUCCACCCUCCCCAGUAUCAGCAGGCUACUCAGCGACGGCCACAUUGACCUGGUAGUGAACCUUCCCAAUAACAACACCAAGUUCCUCAAGGACAACUUCCUUAUCCGCAGAAUGGCUGUGGACUACGGCGUGCCCCUUAUCACCAACUUCCAGGUCAUCAAGCUGUUUGUUGAAGCCAUUAAGUAUUCCAGCGAGCUGGACACUACAAGUCUCUUCCACUACCGCCAGCGAGACAGUGGCCAGCAGGGUUAAAGACGUCUGAGCACAUCACCCCCUCAUCGCAUCCCUUCUGCAACCUCCAUGGCACAGAGCCCACACCACCUCUUAAGGUCCAAAGUGCCACUAUGGGCAGCGCACUCUGCAGUGCCAUGUCUAAUGUCACUUGGAGGGGGGGUCAGAGCAUUCCAGCCACUCUCUAAGGUCAAUGGGUUGUCAUUUUGACUGGGUUGAAGGACACUUGCGUCUAGUUGAAUCACCUCAGUGUGACAACAGAGAGAAGGGGAUAAAUUACUGAUCUUAAGAUUUUUGCCUGGGGGCAGUAUUGUUCUUUGUUUAUAUUCGUGUGCUGCUUUUCUUGACAGUAUUUCCUAUUGUGUUGAAGAUAGCAAUUGCCUUAGCCCUAAAGGGGCCACUGGACUAACAGAGCCUUUGAUAGGUUUUGGUUUCUUCUGAUUGUUCCUCUGUGGUUUUUUUUUGUUUGUUUAUAUGCUGUAGUCUGUUUAUUCAGGCUAUAAUGGGAAUGAAGGUGCUUUUCUGAAAUCGUUUUCCAGCUGUACUAUUAAAGGAGAAUUCCACCAAUUUUUCCGAAGGUUAGAAAAUGCGAAACAGUGCAGCAUAGAGAAACGUACGGUCUCAGAUUUCUUUACAGUGGUGGUAAAGAAGUGCAAUGGCCACAACACAAAUACAGCCAUUUUAUUUACUAUCAAAAACAAUCAGUGAACCUCUGUCUUGUGUUUUUAUGGAUUAUAAUAAUGGUAUAAUAGUAGUAAAACCAAAAAAGUUUCUUUGGGUACUAUUUUGCCUUACAACACAUGAAUGUACCUUUCAACCAUGAACAGACAUUUAAAAAAACUGAUUUUAGGCCAAAAUUUUCCCAGAACUACAGUACAGCAAUGUCUCAAACAUCAGGCAGCACAACCAUUUCAUAUACUAGUUUUCUGUGAUGUAGCUUAGAUGUAUUAAACACUGUCACCACUGUUAUGAACAAUUCUGGCUGUUUCUUUACAAUGGCACAUUUCACAUCAAACCAUUCUGAAUUCUCCUUUAAGUAUGGUAUUUCAGCACAGAGAGAAGAGUAUUUAAAUGCCAUUACGUUUACGUGGUUGAAUGUGUGUUAAACAGUGGGGCAAACGACUUUGGGGGAGCUCAAUAAACACCAGCAUGUCACACUCCUUUCCACAUAUCACCACUCUUCAGUAAUUUCACACUACAAGCACAACAGUCCUCUGAGAAAGGCUCUGGUUAUACUGUAUAAGUAAUAAGCGCUUGUGUGCUAUUCAUUAGCAUAAACCAAAUUUUUAUGCGUCUUUUAAAUGACAUUUCAUUCGGCCCUUUCAUUAUGAAUUGUUUUUAUUGUCUCUGUUUGUUCAGUCACUUUGCUGAGUGAGAGUUUAGAGAGCGCUCGUGGGAGAUGUGGAGGGACAUUGAAUUAAAAAUCCUCUGGCUUAAUAAA